Molecule: messenger RNA, 2826 nt
Organism: Gracilinanus agilis (Agile Gracile Mouse Opossum)
Lineage: Eukaryota; Metazoa; Chordata; Mammalia; Didelphimorphia; Didelphidae
Gene: VAV3
Product: vav guanine nucleotide exchange factor 3
Exons: 30
Coding region: 1-2826 (941 amino acids)
Biological process (GO): intracellular signal transduction; cell migration; regulation of GTPase activity
Cellular component (GO): plasma membrane; cytoplasm
Molecular function (GO): guanyl-nucleotide exchange factor activity; protein binding
Source: RefSeq, a predicted model, not a curated record
AUGGAGCCUUGGAGACAAUGCGCUCAGUGGCUCAUCCAUUGCAAGGUGCUGCCCGCCAACCACCGGGUGACUUGGGACUCUGCCCAGGUGUUUGACCUGGCUCAGACCCUCCGCGAUGGAGUCCUGCUCUGCCAGCUCCUCAACAACCUCAAGGGUCAUUCCAUUAAUCUCAAGGAGAUCAACCUGAGGCCCCAGAUGUCCCAGUUUCUCUGUCUGAAGAACAUAAGAACCUUCCUAACGGCCUGUUGUGAGACAUUUGGGAUGAGAAAAAGUGAACUCUUUGAAGCUUUUGACUUGUUUGAUGUUCGAGAUUUUGGAAAGGUCAUAGAAACACUGUCAAGACUUUCUCGUACACCUAUUGCAUUAGCCACAGGAAUUAGACCAUUCCCUACGGAAGAAAGUGUCAAUGAUGAAGAAAUCUACAAAGGCCUUCCUGAUUUAAUAGAUGAAACUCGUGCAGAUGAUGAGGAGGACUUGUAUGACUGUGUUUAUGGAGAAGAUGAAGGGGGAGAAGUCUAUGAAGACUUGAUGAAAGCUGAAGAAGCCCAGCAGCCGAAGUGUCUGGAAAAUGACAUACGAAGCUGCUGCCUCGCAGAAAUCAAACAGACAGAGGAGAAGUACACGGAAACAUUGGAGUCAAUAGAAAAAUAUUUCAUGACCCCACUGAAAAGAUUUCUGACAACUACCGAGUUUGAUACUGUAUUCAUCAACAUUCCUGAACUGGUGAAAGUUCACAGAAGCCUGACACAAGAGAUUAAUGACUCCAUUGUCAAUAAAAAUGACCAGAAUUUAUAUCAAAUUUUCAUUAACUACAAGGAAAGAUUGGUUAUUUAUGGGCAAUACUGCAGCGGAGUGGAGUCAGCCAUCUCUGGUUUAGACUUUAUUUCUAAGACAAAAGAAGAUGUCAAGUUGAAACUCGAGGAAUGUUCCAAGAGAGCAAACAACGGGAAAUUCACACUACGAGAUUUGCUUGUUGUUCCUAUGCAGCGGGUUCUAAAGUAUCAUCUCCUGCUCCAGGAGCUGGUGAAACAUACCACUGAUUCUACUGAGAAGGCAAAUCUGAAACAAGCCCUUGAUGCAAUGAAGGACUUGGCCCAAUAUGUAAAUGAAGUGAAGAGAGAUAAUGAGACCCUACGAGAAAUAAAGCAGUUUCAGUUAUCCAUAGAGAACUUGAAUCAGCCCGUGUUGGUGUUUGGAAGACCACAGGGAGAUGGUGAAAUCAGAAUAACAACCCUAGACAAACACACCAAACAAGAAAGGCACAUCUUCUUGUUUGAUUUGGCGGUCAUUGUGUGCAAAAGGAAAGGUGAUAACUACGAAAUGAAGGAAAUAAUCGAUCUUCAACAAUACAAAAUUGCCAACAAUCCCACAACUGACAAAGAAAACAAAAAGUGGUCUUAUGGCUUCUACCUCAUCCAUACCCAAGGUCAAAAUGGACUGGAAUUCUAUUGUAAAACAAAAGAUUUGAAGAAAAAAUGGCUUGAGCAGUUUGAAAUGGCACUAUCUAACAUAAGGCCAGACUAUGCAGACUCAAAUUUUCAUGACUUCAAAAUGCACACCUUCACGAGGGUUACAUCCUGUAAAGCCUGCCAGAUGCUCCUGAGAGGAACAUUUUAUCAAGGCUAUUUAUGUUUCAAGUGUGGCGCCAGAGCACACAAAGAAUGUUUAGGAAGAUUAGACAAUUGUGGCAGAGUUAAUUCAGGUGAACAAGGGACGCUCAAACCUGAGAAACCACGUAAUGGACUUCGAAGACUUCCCAGACAAGUGGAUCCAGGCCUCCCGAAGAUGCAGGUCAUUAAGAAUUACACUGGAAACCCACAGCCUCCACAACAAGAAGGACCUCCUUUGCACAUCCAGCUGGGAGAUACUGUUGAGCUUUUGCGAGGAGAUGCACAUAGCUUAUUUUGGCAGGGACGGAACUUAGCAUCAGGGGAGAUUGGCUUCUUUCCUAGUGAAGCAGUUAAGCCUUAUCCAUGUGUACCCAAACCAGUAGACUACUCUUGCCAGCCGUGGUAUGCAGGAGCAAUGGAAAGACUGCAGGCAGAGACUGAACUUAUUAAUCGGGUAAAUAGUACUUAUCUUGUGCGACACAGGACCAAAGAGUCAGGAGAAUACGCAAUUAGCAUUAAGUACAAUAAUGAAGCAAAACACAUCAAGAUUUUAACAAGAGAUGGCUUUUUCCACAUUGCAGAAAAUAGGAGAUUUAAAAGUUUAAUGGAACUCGUCGAGUACUAUAAGCAUCACUCUCUUAAAGAAGGCUUCAGAACUUUAGAUACUACUCUUCAGUUCCCAUACAAGGAGCCUGAAAAUACAGCCGGACAGAGGGGUAAUAGAGCAAGCAGCAACUCCCCUUCUUUGUUCUGUGGGUUUUCUUUUGUAACUCCUCCUCCAGACUACAGCUUUGUUCCCCCUUCUUCCACUCCUUUCUGGUCAGUGUUGAGCCCCAAAGUUUUGGGGAUAGCUAUUGCACGAUAUGACUUUUGCGCAAGAGAUAUGAGAGAGCUGUCUUUAUCCAAAGGAGACAUGGUGAAAAUUUACACAAAAAUGAGUGUGAAUGGUUGGUGGAGGGGAGAAGCAAAUGGAAGGUACAUCUUGUCACCCCCUGAAAAUACCCUGAACUCGGGGGAUCCCUGUAGUAUAGUGGACCGAGAGUUAAAUUCAGAUCUUAAAGCCUUGAAGGAACAGAGCAACAUCAAUUUGGAAACGAGCAUGUCAGCAACAAGCAAUGCAUUCAACUCCAGCAGGAUUAGGAAUGUGAACUGUGACCGAAUACCACCAGCUGUAGAGAGCCCAGAGGGGGAGACUGAGAAAACCCCAAAUGCCUGA